Molecule: messenger RNA, 1499 nt
Organism: Guyanagaster necrorhizus
Lineage: Eukaryota; Fungi; Basidiomycota; Agaricomycetes; Agaricales; Physalacriaceae
Product: glycoside hydrolase
Exons: 22
Coding region: 96-1394 (432 amino acids)
Biological process (GO): carbohydrate metabolic process
Molecular function (GO): hydrolase activity, hydrolyzing O-glycosyl compounds
Source: RefSeq, a predicted model, not a curated record
CGUCUAACACCUACGUUAUCGAAAUUCCUUGAGUUCUUCGAUCCUUUGAUACGCUUAUAUAUGAGCCUUGCAGUGCUUGACUAUAACCGCAAAUGAUGUAUUCUAUUAUCACUAUCCUCGGAACGACAACAGUCUUGUUGCUGAGUUCUGUGAAUGCUCUGGACAACGGAGUAGGACGCCUACCAGUACUGGGAUAUAACACUUGGAAUGCUUAUCAAUGUAACAUUGAUGAGGACCUCUUGCUCACGACUGCCAACCUCUUAAAAUCGCUCGGUCUUCUUGACGUUGGAUAUGAUCAAUUAAACAUCGAUGACUGCUAUGCGGAAAAAAACCGCAGCGCUGGCGGUGACAUUGUUGCGGACGCUGCCAGAUUCAAAAGUGGCAUGAAGAUCCUGACUGAUCAGAUUCACGCCCUGGGCUUUAAAACUGGCAUCUACAGUGAUUCGGGAUGGUAUACCUGUGCCGGUUAUCCAGGAUCCUAUCAAAACGAACUGAGAGACUUGACAACGUUUUCGGAUUGGGGCUUCGACUAUCUCAAAUAUGACAACUGCGCUAUUCCAUACGACGAGAUCACGAGAGAGGGCAUCGUUGGAAGAUAUCAACGUAUGGCCGCUGCCGUGGUUCAAGUUCAGCAGUCCACUAAAAAUAAUCCUUUUUUACUGUCUCUCUGCGAAUGGGGUUGGAGUCAAGUCUGGCUGUGGGGAAAGCAAUUCGGUCAGAGUUGGAGAACUACCGGGGAUAUUGCCGCUGAGUGGAACUCACUUGCGAAUAUCAUCAACGUUAAUUCUUUCCUAACUCAAGCGACGGAUUUCUAUGGACGCAAUGAUCUAGAUAUGCUUCAAUUAGGGAACGGAAACCUUACUUUUGAUGAGUCAAAAUCGCAUUUUACAGCGUGGGCACUAAUGAAAUCGCCUCUGCUCAUCGGAACGAACCUUUCAGCGAUCACAAGUGAGACGUUGAGCAUCCUCAAGAAUAAAGAAAUUCUGGCAAUCAAUCAAGAUCCAGUCGUUGGGGCUUCCAUUGCGCCUUUCCGAUGGGGGAUCAACCCCGAUUGGACCAGCAACAGUAGCUUCCCAGCUCAGUACUGGAGCGGCCCUACCCAAGAUGGAACCGUUUUCAUGCUCUUGAAUACCCAGGAUGAACCCUCUGCCCUAUUUUUCAACCUGACCGAGUCCCCUUGGAUUAGAGCGGGACGACAAUACUCAGUCCGGGACCUGUGGACGCACACAGAUAACGGUACCGCCGUACGUAACUUCACGGCAUAUGAUGUUCCUGCACAUGGCGUCGUGGCGCUUCUUCUGAAGGAUGUGGGGGACGAACCGGAUGGCAUAUAUCCCCAAUGCAGUGUGUGGUGGCAAUGCAUUGACAAAAACGGUACCCGGGUUGGUGGUUGACACGUCAACGACAUCGGCAUAAGAAAAAACGGCUCCGAUGAAUACAACAGGUACAUAUACAAGAUAGGACAGCUUAAAUACUGUUAUAAUUUGUGUUAUAACUCC